UGCGUGUCAGUGAAUUGAACUAACCUAAAAAUAUUGAUAACAAACGUUCCUUUGAUAAAAAUGAUAAAAUAGAUUACCAAUCGAUCGUAAUAAAGUUAACUCAACCUAAUAACUUCAGAGAAAGCGCUCUUUUUGCUUUAUCUUAUGUGUUAGAAGCAUGGUGAAAACUGAUAAUGUUAUUCUGCCCGACGUGUGCUAACAUUCUUAUGGUGGAGGAGGCACCGGAGACGGGUCUCAGGUACGGAUGCAACUCGUGUCCGUACGUCUAUAGCGUCAGGAAGAAGGUGUCGUCACGAACGUUCCCUAAACUCAAGGAGCUGGAUUAUAUUAUGGGCGGCGCCGCUGCCUGGGAGAAUGUAGAUUCAACAGAUGCUGUGUGUCCAAAGUGCAGCCACGGAAAGGCAUACUUCAUGCAACUUCAGACCCGAUCUGCCGAUGAACCUAUGACCACAUUCUACCGUUGCUGUAACCACAAGUGUGCUCACAACUGGCGUGAUUAGAUAAAAAAACAA
Molecule: messenger RNA, 512 nt
Organism: Cydia fagiglandana
Lineage: Eukaryota; Metazoa; Arthropoda; Insecta; Lepidoptera; Tortricidae
Gene: Polr3K
Product: DNA-directed RNA polymerase III subunit RPC10
Exons: 2
Coding region: 174-500 (108 amino acids)
Biological process (GO): termination of RNA polymerase III transcription; DNA-templated transcription
Cellular component (GO): RNA polymerase III complex
Molecular function (GO): nucleic acid binding; zinc ion binding
Source: RefSeq, a predicted model, not a curated record